This is a messenger RNA of Ornithodoros turicata, 1131 nucleotides long. RefSeq lists its product as uncharacterized. The transcript has a single exon. The record is from RefSeq and is a predicted model, not a curated record. NCBI's taxonomy places the organism in Eukaryota, Metazoa, Arthropoda, Arachnida, Ixodida, Argasidae. The coding region runs from base 1 to 1131 and encodes 376 amino acids.
AUGCAUCACCUUGAAUCUUGGAAGGCUGUUCAUCCAGAAAUCGCAUCGCGUCUACAAAGAGCCUUUUACGUGGAUGAUCUAGUUAUCGGCGCUUCAACCGAACCUGAAGCACUCCACAUUUACCAAACAGCCCGUGCUAUUGUGGCGGACGCCAGCAUGGAGCUGAGAAACUGGUGCUCCAGUUCCGAAACGUUGAACGAGCAAUUUCGUGCAGACGGUGUCUCACUCGACGACAUUGGUCAACCGUUGGUUAGAUGCAAGGUGCUUGGUCUUCCGUGGAACCGAUCUGCUGACACUAUCGUAAUGACCACCCAAAACGUGUCAUCUUACGUUGCUACGCAGCCAGCUACUAAGCGAGUUUUACUUCAGACCUUUGCGAGGCUGUUUGAUCCUCUUGGGCUUCUUGGACCGUUUCUCGUCUGCGCCAAACUUCUGUUCCAAGAGCUAUGGCGGCGCAAUUGCACAUGGGAAGAAGCUCUACCUGAGGACGUGCAUGAACAGUGGAAGACCUGGACGUCCGAGCUUAGCGAACUUUCAUCGUUCCAAGUCCCACGUUGUGUCAUAUCUCCUGCAACGCAAGGCGCAAAAGGACAGGAGCUUCACGUAUUUUGCGACGCAAGCCCAAUGGUGUACGGGGUUGCCGUUCAUGUGAGGUGCAAUCUGUCUGAGAACAGUUUCGCUUCACAGCUCCUCAUGAGUAAAGGUCGCAUAGCCCCGUUACGGCCCGUUUCGAUUCCAAGGCUGGAACUAUUGGCCUGCUUGUUGGCAGCCAGGUUAUGCCACUAUGUCAUACAACUUCCCGAGCUCUCACAGGCCGUGGUUCACCUUUGGACUGACUCUGCGGUCGCAUUGCACUGGAUAUGUGGUGACGCAGUCCGCCAGGAAGUAUUUGUACGAAACCGCUCGUCCGAGAUUCGCCGCCUAAUCAGAGGAUUCCACUGGCACCACUGCCGGAGCCAGGAUAAUCCAGCAGACUUACUUACCCGUGGCGAGCCAGCGUCUUUUGUUUCACGCAAGACAAUUUGGUGGGCCGGACCUGCGUGGUUGACCAAUCCUCAGGUCGAUUGGCCUACAGAUCUCUGCCCUAGUCAAAAGCACGAUGACUUGCGCACUCUGCCUGUCAGAGCUUAA